AUGGCUCCCACUAAUCACUCCUCCAGUUCAGUACCUCUUGCUCCAAAGCGCCCAGGACUCCUAAAACGACCUGAAGAACAUGAAGAUUUACUGACUGAUGAGUUUGAGAUACCUUACCGACUAUUUACUCCACUACCAGCCAGCACUCGGAGUACUCAAUCGACCACCGCCAUCCAAGUAGCUUGCAAAGGCCUUCUCCGUUCUUCCAAAAGUCCCACUGGUAGAAGCAGUCCUACAAGGGUAGAAUUUCAUCUCCCCGGCGACCAUACUGACCUUGUUGAAGUGCAGGAGCAGGCUCAAGCAAUAGAGGUGCCAGAGGUGGAGGAAAUAGUUCAUACCAGCCAAUCAGAGUAUGAUGAUUCUCCAGAGAACGAGCCCGAAAGUUCUGAGGAGAAUAAGGAUGAACCGGAGGAUGAACCUUAA
Messenger RNA from Morchella sextelata, 423 nucleotides. RefSeq lists its product as uncharacterized. NCBI's taxonomy places the organism in Eukaryota, Fungi, Ascomycota, Pezizomycetes, Pezizales, Morchellaceae. The record is from RefSeq and is a predicted model, not a curated record. Bases 1 to 423 code for a protein of 140 amino acids. The transcript has a single exon.